GCGAAGAGAGUGAGCGUGGAAAGAAACGUUGCUAUGGCAAGCCUAUAAUUCAAAAAGAGAAGAGAGAGAGAGAGAGAGAGAAAUGGAAAGCUCAAGGAGAGAGAAUAUGAACUCGAAACUCCGAGCUUGCAAAUUGUAAGGAAGGCGGUAUCUCAAGGCGAUCGAGUUCAUGUCCCUCUAAUUCAUUCAUUUGCUGAAAAUGCGGGGUGCUGGAAAAAUAGUCAAGCAGCCAGUGUCAAGGAAAUCCUCCAUGACAAAGAGACUGAUGGGGUACAAAAUGAACCCUACACCACAGAAGAAGAUACCAAGGAGAUAUAGGAUGAAACCAAAGUCAUGUGUAAAGUCAAUUCGUUCAGCUCGAGCAAAGAAUAAGGUAUUUGAAGCUUCCAAAAAACAUGGAGACACUAUGGAGAGAAUUUCUGAUCAGCAUGGUGAGCAUAGCAGGACACAUACUCCAACCCAUGAAGGUUCCUAUAAAUGCUACAUAAGAAGGUCUUUGAUGAAAGAUAGUGAUGACAAAUUGCUAAAGUCUGGUUGUAAAGGAAAAAGAAAAGACACCAAUGUGGAUGAUGGAAUUCAAAAGAAUAAGAGGAAAAGAAGGCGGAAAAGUAGAAAAGAAAACAUCCACAGCAAUGAGGCAUUACGGCUGCAGAGAAGAACAAAGUACCUCCUUAUCAAAAUGAGGCUGGAACAGAACCUUAUUGAUGCGUACUCUGGAGAAGGUUGGAAAGGCCAGAGUCGGGAAAAAAUAAAGCCAGAGAAGGAAUUGAGGAGAGCUGAAGAGCAGAUACUAAAAUGUAAGCUGGGCAUUCGUGAUGCAAUGCAUCAGCUGGAUUUGCUGAGUUUUGAAGGGCGCAUUGAAGAUUCUGUCAUUGCUCAGGAUGGAUCUGUCUUUCAUGAACAUAUUUUCUGUGCAAAAUGCAAACUUCGAGAUGCUUUUCCAGAUAAUGACAUUAUUCUUUGUGAUGGGACCUGUAAUUGUGCCUUCCACCAGAAAUGCCUGGAUCCACCACUAGCCACUGAAAAUAUUCCUCCUGAAGACGAAGGAUGGCUUUGCAAGAUUUGUGAAUGUAAGAUGGAAAUCCUAGACACUCUUAAUGCAUAUCUUGGUACCUCUUACUCCAUGGAUAAUGGUUGGGAGGAUGUAUUUAAGGAAGCAGUCAUUAGUGCUGAUGGCGGCAAUGUGUCUUUAAAUCAUGGGGAUGAAUGGCCUUCAGAUGAUUCUGAAGAUGAUGACUACGACCCAGACAAAGUUGAGGAGCCUGACAUGGGAUCAGGGUAUGACGAUGCACAUAAUGAUGCUAGUAGUUCAGGUGGAUGGUCAUCCGAUGUGGACAGCCUUGAAGAUGGAAUAUCUUUUCUUAGUGAAGAUCUAAAUAGUGGCUACAACAGACCUCAACAAAGAGAAGAGGAUGCUGAUCAACCUUUUGAUUCUGUCAUCAAUAUUAAUUCUGAUAAUGAGCAUGAUAUUGAUUUCAAAAAUUGUGGAAGAAGGAAAAGGAGGGAUGUUGAUUACAAAAAACUAUAUGAUGAGAUGUUUGGAAAGGAACCUUGUGAAAGUGAGCACCUCAGUGAAGAUGAAGACUGGGGACCUCAAAGGAAAAAAAGAAGAGAUAAAGACCCAGAAAUGGGAAGCUCUUCUGCUCCACAAAGUGAAGAUAAGAUUUUAUGCACGGGCAUAACAAGGCAUGAGGAAAAGAACUCUGCAAGUACAAAAGAUAAAAAGCAAGUAUUCAGGAUUCCUUCUAGUGCAGUCGAGAAGCUCCGUGUGGCAUUCAUUGAAAAUGAGCUCCCCUCAAGGAAGUUUAAAGAGGACUUGUCGAAGCAGUUGGGUCUUGCAUAUGAAAAGGUUAACAAGUGGUUUAAAAAUGCGAGAUAUGCAUCUCUUAAAUUGAGAAAGGAAGGAAAGCAGGAAGAAACUAGAAAAGAACCUCCCAAUGUUGUACAACCAAGCAUGGAAAUAACAAGGAGACAAGAUGCCAAUCAAGCAGGCUCCAGGUCUCCCAUCCCUUCUACAGCUUCAACACAAGCACCUGAAAGCAGAGCAAAAAUUUCUCGGAGAUUGAGGACAAAGCUAUCCAUAUCUUCCAGAAAGGAAUGGAAAAAAGCACCAACUCCAUUGCCAGCUGAUAUAAUUGAGAGACUUGAAGCUGCAUUUCGUGAGAAUCAGUUCCCUUCUGUGUCUCUUAAGCGUAAGCUGUCAAGGCGGUUACACAUACCAUAUUACCAGGUAAGUUUCUGGUUUAGGAGCAUGGUUAAUGGCCCUAUACAGAAGAGGAAAGCAAAAGUAGUAAGGCGAGGAAUAACGUCCAAACCUACUUCUGCAUCAGAAAUUACAUCUGACAUGUGUGAGAAGGAUGAUGAGAAACGACCACUUUUUGUUUUGAUGGAGAGACUUUUCCAGUUAGAGGAUAAAAUCGACAAGCUUAAGGGUGUGUUAAGAGCUGCUGUUGACAGCAAGGAUGAUGUAAAAGAAGUCAAUGUAAGCAAUUCAGAUAAACAGAUUGUGAUGUAUGUUCCAGUAGUAGAGUUGAGGGAGAACACAAUCAUUUGUAAAUCAUGUCCAUGAAACUCUUGUAUACCCCUUUCACAGAAAUAUAUUCAAUAAGAAAAAUCAAUUCUA
Messenger RNA from Nymphaea colorata (pocket water lily), 2623 nucleotides. RefSeq names its product pathogenesis-related homeodomain protein. NCBI's taxonomy places the organism in Eukaryota, Viridiplantae, Streptophyta, Magnoliopsida, Nymphaeales, Nymphaeaceae. The coding region runs from base 200 to 2569 and encodes 789 amino acids. Gene Ontology annotation, molecular function: chromatin binding; DNA binding. The transcript is spliced from 12 exons. The record is from RefSeq and is a predicted model, not a curated record. Gene Ontology annotation, biological process: regulation of DNA-templated transcription; chromatin organization. Gene Ontology annotation, cellular component: nucleus.